UAUUCGAACACCGCUCCCUUUCUCUCUUUCCGGCGCUUGCUCACUCACGCAUAACUUCGCCCUUCUUCCUCGCUGCGGUACCGGCUUCCGACGUCGGAGCAGAUCCUUCUUUGUUCUAUGAAUGGUUGCGGUGGAAAUAAUGAAGACGUCGAUCUUGUGAUGGAGAAAUUGGAGGACCCAGUUGUGUUUCGGACGAAAUCGUUGCCUGUCAUCAAAAUUUGUAACGUCAUGAAAGAUAUUUCCUUGAUUCGUGAUGCAUAUUUUUCCGUAAUCAAGCAGGGCCUUAACCAGCCUUAACGAUGAACUUGUUGUUGAAUAAUUCUAAACCAGCAAGGAUAAAAUGUGGAUGCAGUGCUGUUUAAUUUGGAAUACCCGGUGCCACUGUGUUCCAUCGAUGGGGAGCCGCAGCCAAAGCAGAAGCAGCAGCAAGAGGCGGAGGAGGAGGAGUCGCAGGUCCGAUGACUCCGAGUCAGAAGCAGAGUCUGAUUCCAGGACAGAAAGUGGCGAUGAUUCAUCCCCACGUGAGAGGAGAAGUAGCAGCAACCGACAGAGGCAGCGAGAGCGAAAAUCAUCCUCUGAAGAGGGUUCUAGCAGUGAGGAUGAUCGACGGCGGGGGAAGCGAAGAUCGAGAGCCGUCACAGAGGAGGAGAUUGCAGAGUAUCUGGCCAAGAAGGCGCAAAAAAAGGCGAUGAGGGUGGCUAAGAAAUUAAAGGCACAGACCGUCUCUGGUUAUUCAAAUGAUUCAAAUCCGUUUGGAGAUACCAAUUUGAAUGAGAAGUUUGUGUGGCGAAAGAAGAUUGAACGGGAUGUUGCCCAGGGUAUGCCCUUGGAUACAUUGUCUGCCAAAGCGGAAAAGAAGAAGCAGAGAGAAAGAAUGGCAGAAAUAGAGAAGGUUAAGAAAAGGAGGGAGGAAAGAGCAAUUGAGAAAGCAAGACAUGAGGAAGAAAUGGCUAUGUUAAAUAGAGAACGUGCUAGGGCAGAGUUCCAGGAUUGGGAGAAGAAAGAGGAAGAGUUCCAUUUUGAUCAAAGUAAAACCAGGUCAGAGAUUAGACUGCGUGAAGGCCGGACACGACCUAUUGACAUUCUCUCAAAAUACCUGAACGAGUCAAGUGAUUCAGAUAUCGAGAUUAAUGAACCGUACAUGGUCUUCAAGGGUUUAACAGUAAAAGAAAUGGAAGAGCUCCACGAUGACAUCAAAAUGUACCUGGACUUGGAUACAGCAACACCAACUCAUCUUGAGUUUUGGAAGGCAUUAAUGGUGAUUUGUGAUUGGGAGUUGGGUGAGGCUCGUAAAAGGGAUGCACUUGAUCGGGCAAGGGUUCGUGGCGAGGAACCACCAGCUGAGCUGCAUGCUGAAGAAAGAGGCUUGCAUUCAAGUAUUGAGGCUGAAGUUAGGACUUUAUUGGAGGGUAAAACUUAUAAUGAAUUGGAGAAGCUACGUUGUGACAUUGAAUUAGGGAUGCAUGAGGGGACUGCAAAAGUUGUUGAGUAUUGGGAGGCUGUUCUGAAACGGUUAGAGAUGUUCAAGGCCAAGGCGUGCUUGAAGGAAAUUCAUGCUAAUUUGUUAAGAAAACAUUUAGAACGACUCGAAACAAAUUCUCCAGAACAGCACUUGGAAGAGGAAGUGGAUAUCAAGAAUGCAGAGGAGAUGGAACAGGAUUUAGAGGAACCUCUUGCUUAUUCUCCUGAGCUGAGGGCUGAUGAGCCGACUAAUGAAUUGGAAGAAGACAUCGGUUCAUAUUCACCCGAGUUAUUGCAUGGUGAAGAAGAUGAUGAAGGAAUUAAUCCUGAACAUGAUAGGGCUGAACUGGAAAAAAAGCGUGUGGCUGUACUGCAAGAACAUAGGAAGCGACUUCAAGAAGCAGUGGCUGCUGCACGGCCUGCUUUGGCUGAUGAAAGCAUGGAUUUCACAAAUCAAGCAAGGGCGAUUGCUCUGAAAGCAAUGGGAGCCAUGGAAGAGGGUGAUGCUGUCUUUGGUUCUGGUGCAGAAGUUAACCUUGAUUCACAGGUGUAUUGGUGGCAUGACAAAUACCGACCAAGAAAGCCAAAAUAUUUCAACCGAGUGCAUACUGGAUACGAGUGGAACAAAUACAAUCAGACGCACUAUGAUCAUGAUAAUCCUCCUCCAAAGAUUGUGCAGGGUUAUAAAUUCAACAUAUUCUACCCCGACCUUGUUGACAAAACAAAGGCUCCUGAGUAUAAGAUCGAAAAGGAUGACAGCAAUGGAGAGACAUGUCUUAUAAGAUUUCAUGCAGGGCCUCCUUACGAAGACAUCGCUUUCCGGAUUGUGAACAAGGAGUGGGAGUACUCGCACAAAAAGGGCUACAAGUGCACUUUUGAACGUGGCAUCCUACAUGUUUACUUUAACUUCAAGCGCUAUAGAUACCGCCGGUGAUGUUGGAAUUCUUGAAUUUGCUCUGUUGCAUGUACAAUCGCUGAACUAAAGCAUGGAAAAAAAAUUGUGAUUUUCAUAUCAAGGGACAGAGGAAUUAGGACCUUUCUCUCAAUGUGCUCCUCUCCACUGCUUGAGAGCAUGGAAUUUCAUUAGGUUUGGCUCAUCUUUGGAGUCAUGUAUUCGGGAAAAUAGUCUAUCAGAGUGAGUCUGAAUCAGCCCUACGCUUUGCGAGUGCGUGCUUUCUUAGUAGAUGGAAAUGUAGCAGAAAAAAAUUAAGAUGGAAAUGUAACAGAAAAAAAUUAACAAUGACGCAAUCUUUUUUU
Molecule: messenger RNA, 2718 nt
Organism: Nymphaea colorata (pocket water lily)
Lineage: Eukaryota; Viridiplantae; Streptophyta; Magnoliopsida; Nymphaeales; Nymphaeaceae
Product: cactin
Exons: 15
Coding region: 341-2395 (684 amino acids)
Biological process (GO): mRNA cis splicing, via spliceosome
Cellular component (GO): spliceosomal complex; cytoplasm
Molecular function (GO): protein binding
Source: RefSeq, a predicted model, not a curated record